Molecule: messenger RNA, 2196 nt
Organism: Colletotrichum siamense
Lineage: Eukaryota; Fungi; Ascomycota; Sordariomycetes; Glomerellales; Glomerellaceae
Exons: 4
Coding region: 1-2196 (731 amino acids)
Source: RefSeq, a predicted model, not a curated record
AUGGAUGACCUCGCCAUCCUCGACGGAACCUACUUCAAAAACUUGCCGCUAACAGGCCCCUCAAACCAGAUCCCCCCUCUCAAGACUCUCACCCUCAAGUCUCGCCCUCUCGCAACCCACGCCAUCGCCUUCUCCUGCGACGCUGAGCUCGCCGUAGCAGCAGACGACUCCGUCCACGUCUUCCUCCCCGAAUACCCGACCCCCGAAGACCCAUCCACCCAAAAGCCCGCCGCCCCUCCACCCGAAGCCGUCGACGACAACCCCCAAGAUGAUGCGCUCCCAGCAGCAGCAGCAGCCGCCGCCGCCGCCGCAUCCCAAGACGCAGAGAACAAGUCCCGCCAGCAGUACUACACCUACAUCCUCCGCAUCCCCCUCUCCCGCAAACCCGACCCGCGCAUGAACGCCGCCCUCUUCGCCGCCCAGUCCCUCGCCCCGCCCGCCUACGAGGACGACUACGCCAACCCGGGCGAUGUCGACCCGGCCUCCGUCUUCGAGGGCGUCGGCUCCGGCACCGUCACCGGCUACGGCGCCUCCCUCAACCAGCUCGUCGCCCUCGAGUGGUCCCCCGCCGGCGUCGGCCGCAACCUGCGCCCCGUGCUCGCCGUCAUGCUCACCAACGGCGCCCUACUCGUCCUCGGCGAAGGCGGGGGUGCUGGUGCCGGUGCCGGCGGUGGUGGUGGUGGGAACAUCGACCUCGGGGCGCGCAUGCGCAACUUCCGCGACUGGAGGAUCCUCUGGGGCGCCGGCGCGAACCUGCCGCUCCCCGACGCCGGCAGCGAGGACGGCGCGUACCUGCCCAAGGACAAGAUCCGCUCCUUCGCGUGGGCGCGGCGCGUCGAUGCGGGGAGGGCGUUGUUGGCGUACGCGACGGACCAGGAGGAGGUUGUCGUGCUGAGCGUGCAGUAUUACCUCCCCAACGAGAACGACGACGGCUCGGAUGCCGGGGCGUAUGUGUGGGAGGUGGAGGAGGUCGCGAGGUUCGAUGGGCGGGGGCCGCAUCCCACUCCGAGCAUCACAGACCCCGACUAUACCCCAUACUCCUCGGCGUUCUCGCUAAAGUGGUCGCCCUGGCUGCUCUCCGACGACGCACGCACGGCGGUGAUAUCGUACUGCGCGCGCAACUACGUCGGCUUCCGCCGUAUCACGAUUCCCCGCGUCUGGGCGCGCGGCGCCGGCGUCGAGGUCAGCGUGGAAGAGGCCGACGUCACGGGCAUCUGCACGCACCUCGCCCCAGACGCGUUCGUGGAGUGGGAGGACGCCGUCUGGGAUCACGAUGGAGCUAAGGUUUGCCGCGGCGUGAUCGCGAGCCCGUUCAAGGCGCAGCCGUUCCAGGUCGCGCUCAAUGGGCCCGAGGGGGCGGUCGAGGAGGGGCACAAGACGGAGGUGUGCGGGACGACGUACCCUGAGGACACGACGUCUUUGGAUGCUACGAAUCCCAUCUCGAGUCUCAUCAUCCAUCCCCCCGACAUGACGAAACGCACCAAAGCGCCCUCCUACUCCCUCGUCCGGCUCUCCGCCACCGGCAGCAACGACAACUGGUUCCAGCAGAACGCCGUCGACACCUACACCGACACGGUUCUCCCCAAGUGGGCCGAGACCAUCUCCUCGACCGUCAAGCUCUCCGUGCCGGCGGCGAUGCUCGGCCGCGGCAGCGGUGGGGCAGCGGGGGGCGACGCCGAGUCCGCCGCGUCGGACGAUGACGACAGCGACGAUGAGGACUUCGACCUGCCCGAGGACGCGGGCGAGCAGAUCCGCCCGUAUCGGGUGAGGGUGUGGGGCCUGACGGUGUCGCCGGCCGGCGGGGUGACGGCAGUGCUGGUGUCGCAGCACAGCACGCAGCAGCCGGAGAAGUCUGUUAAAACCAGGGUGAUGUUUGGCGGCAAGGUUUCUUCGUCAGGUGGUGGCGGCGGCGAGAUGAUGGAUCUGGAUGGGACUGAGGAGGGGCGGCCGCGUCCGUUUUGGGAGAGGCAGAGCACUGAGGCCAAGAUGUGGGAUUGGAUGUAUGGUGGCGGGCCUGCUGUUCCCGGGACGCUUGCGACGGAGACGGCAGGGGUUGUUGAGGAUGUUGACGGGGAUGUCUCGUUGAAGGCGAGGUUGAGGGAGGUUAAGGAGAAGCAGAGAUGCGUGUUUUGCCAGACGUCGUUGAAGCAGAUGGGCAAGGAGUCUGUUUGUGAAGGGGGGCAUAUCUUUGGAUAG